AAUUUUAGAUAAGAGAAAAAUGAAGAAUUCAAACAGCUAAGACGAAUGCGACUACGAUUUAGUGAUAGUAUGGAUAUAUUCAAUUCAAAGUCCGGCAUGGGUCAGAACAGCUCCAAACAGAAGAAAGUUGCUAAAAGCAGGUCAACUUCAACGACCCUUUCACUAGAAACCAUUCCAAAUGAUAAGGAAGAAACGCUAAUACCAACAGGCAGCACAAUGCAUCCUGACCGGAAGUUAGUGCCAGAAUGGAUUCACAAGACACAGUUCCUAGAAAUUCUCAAUGAUAAUGUGCCAGAGUUCCAAAGAAUCGAGAAUUUCUGCAUACAGCCAGCUCUGAGUUCUGGCGAAAACUACUCCUCGUUAAUCCUCCGCAUAAGCAUCGAUGUGAAGCUAACUGAUAAAACCAUAAAGCCCAUGUCCUUUAUGAUGAAGGUACCACACGAGUCGGCCAAAAUGCAACAGAUGCUAAAAACAGUAAACUUCUUCACUGUUGAGAAUGCUACUUACGAGGAACUUAUAUCGAAAUUCGAGGAGCUCUAUAAAUCGAAAGGCAUUAAUAUCGACUUUGCUCCACGCGCCUACAAAUUCAAGGAGAGCCUGAAAACGGAACCGAAACUGGCCAAUACGGUGCUCAUGUAUGAUCUGGGUCAGGAUGGUUAUCGAAAUUUGAAUCGUCUCGAAUGCCUCAAUGUCGACCAAACCAAAUUUGUGUUGCGUAAAUUGGCGCAGUAUCAUGCAGCGGGGGCGCACUGCAGAAUUAUAAAUGGACCAUAUCCGGAACUCUUUACGCAACCCAUGUUUGGCCCCAAUAAGGAAAGAGCUAUAUCUAUACUAGAGGGUAUAAUGGGGCCGUUUAAGAAAAUGUUUCUGGAACAUCUCUAUGGCUACAAAGAUGGCGCUAAGUACUAUGAAAAAUUUGCAACACUUUUCUCUAAAAUGAGCCGACAUUUUCUUAGCUUGAGCCAAUUCGACGCCACUGAAUUUAAUGUGAUCAAUCAUGGGGAUUGUUGGAUCAACAAUUUACUGUUCAAAUAUGACCCGAAUGGAGAACUAAUUGAUAUGAUCUUUGUUGACUUUCAGUUGCCCAAAUAUGGCCAUCCAUCUGCAGAUCUUCUCAACUUUAUCAUGACAUCUGUCCACAUAGAUCACAAGUUAAAGCAAUUCGACUACUUCAUCAAGUAUUAUCACGAUCAGCUGAUUGAACAUUUACAAUUAUUGGAGUAUACGAACCGUUUGCCCACCCUCUCGGAACUGCAUAUGCUGCUAUAUAAAUAUGGUAUCUGGGCAAUCACAGCGUCCGUCAUGGUGCUACCCAUUGUGCUGUUAGAUGAGAAAGAAAACUCCCUGGAAUACAAAAGCCAAUUGUACACAAAUGAACGCUAUAAAGCUCAUAUAGAACAAAUACUGCCCUGGCUGGACAAUCGUGGUCUCUUAGAUGCGUAGCUAAAUAUACAUUCCAUUCGAUAUGUCAAACUUUAA
Drosophila grimshawi is the source of this 1479-nucleotide messenger RNA. RefSeq lists its product as uncharacterized. The record is from RefSeq and is a predicted model, not a curated record. The transcript has 4 exons. NCBI's taxonomy places the organism in Eukaryota, Metazoa, Arthropoda, Insecta, Diptera, Drosophilidae. Bases 46 to 1443 code for a protein of 465 amino acids.